AUGAAUAAGAAGAGAUCUAAUUCAUUCACUGCUGCUGGCAUCAAUCAGCAAUUGCAGCUCAGACUACUUGAGAGCACUAAGCUUGCGUCAAGCAUCAAUGGACGAUCAGCACCUGUCAAACAUCACAGUGGUGAUGCAUCACCCUGGUCAUCGUCACAGCCUGCUGCAUUGUCCACUACCUUGGAGAAGAUAGUGCGCGUUGCCCCACAAUCCAAGACACCAAGUAACAAUUGCUCACAAUCUCCAAGGACCAAGCAAUACUCAAGCUCACAACCUACUGAGAUGUCAUCGCCACAAUCAUCAACACUACAUCAACAACGGCAGCAGCAGCAGCAGGGUACACGAACAUCAUUCUUUCAUUCUCCUGCACGAGCACAUCCAUAUCACUACCUUGUAUCAGAGAAUGAAGACAGCAGCGAUGAUACCCCAUCACCAACCUCCACAUCAACCACAAACACUCGACCUGUGCAGCAGCAACAGCAGCAGAUACCAAAGUUAUUCAAUACAGACAAUGGAUCCAAUGCAAACUUCACAUCAUCAUCACCACCAACAGGUGGACAGUUUGACCAGCAACAUAACCCUUCAAGAGGUCGUCCAUCAUCACCAACUCUCUCGGAUGACGACACUAUCCUACAGAGUCCAUAUAAGAGUUUCAAGAUGAGCUCAGCAGACACACCAACCAAACGCUCCCUCAAUGCUUAUGCAAAGCUGAUACCCCUGAAUAAUCCACAGAGUGCAGAUCACCUGAUAUGCAAGAAGAACUACUCUAUUGGAGGUAAGAAGAUCAACGACUUGGAGAUUGUGGACAAGCAUCGCAAGACCUAUGCUGUUAUAGCCUAUCAUAAGCCAGGUGUUAUGUCUAUAGAGGCGUUGUCCAGUACAUCGACAAAGGUGAACAACAUGGUCAUCAAUCAUCUGACACUCCUCAAGAGUGGUGAUCACAUCUCUAUCAAAGGCAACUCCUUUUACUUCCAAUGUAUGUUUGCAUUGUCAUGUAGUAUCUAUCAACGGCACGUCUAA
This is a messenger RNA of Acytostelium subglobosum LB1, 1020 nucleotides long. RefSeq lists its product as hypothetical. NCBI's taxonomy places the organism in Eukaryota, Evosea, Eumycetozoa, Acytosteliales, Acytosteliaceae. Gene Ontology annotation, molecular function: protein binding. The transcript has 3 exons. Bases 1 to 1020 code for a protein of 339 amino acids. The record is from RefSeq and is a predicted model, not a curated record.